Messenger RNA from Carica papaya (papaya), 814 nucleotides. The record is from RefSeq and is a predicted model, not a curated record. Lineage: Eukaryota; Viridiplantae; Streptophyta; Magnoliopsida; Brassicales; Caricaceae.
UUAAUGAUUUUAUUUCCCACAGAGAGAUAGUGGUACAGUUCAAUGCUGAUGUUGCAGAUGGAAUGCCAUGGAAAUUUGUUCCUACGCAAAGAGAGGUGAGAGUCAAGCCAGGGGAAAGUGCCCUUGCAUUUUAUACUGCUGAAAAUAGAAGUUCAGCUCCCAUAACUGGAGUCUCCACAUAUAAUGUCACUCCAAUGAAGGCAGCGGUUUACUUCAACAAAAUACAAUGUUUUUGCUUUGAGGAGCAGCGUCUUCUUCCAGGGGAGCAGAUUGACAUGCCGGUUUUCUUUUAUAUCGACCCUGAGAUUGAAACAGAUCCUCGAAUGGAUGGCAUCAAUAACAUAAUAUUGUCAUAUACAUUCUUCAAGGUCUCGGAGGAAUAGAAUCAAAGAGUUUAGAUGAAAGUAGAUUUUACUACGCAUAAUGGUUGAAGCAAAUAAAAGAAGGGUCAGAUGGCCUGAAAAAAUUUUGUUCUAAGAGGUAGAGAUCAUAAUUAGUGUAGUGAUUCUUUUGGGGAAUUAAACUUUUCUUUUACUUGCCUCGUUCCCCCACCAGCCCAUCUUUUCCCUUUGUUAUAAUUGAUGAGAGUUCAUAUAUAUAUAUAUAUAUAUAUAUAUGUAUGUAUCUGAUAACGUGGAUGUGAACAAAGGAGAUCUCCUGUUAUGUUUUUUCUGUUGUUUAUACUGACAAUAAGUUGAAGCCCUUCUAUAAGCUUCGGCAUAAGGUAGAUGGAUUAGGGCCCAUAACAUUUUUAUUUAGGCCGAAUUGCAAAUUAGGUCUCUAAUAGUUAUUUUUUCUAAUUUUAGUCCCUGAC